Gadus morhua (Atlantic cod) is the source of this 2100-nucleotide messenger RNA. RefSeq lists its product as uncharacterized. Gene Ontology annotation, cellular component: external side of plasma membrane. The coding region runs from base 133 to 1995 and encodes 620 amino acids. The transcript has 11 exons. Gene Ontology annotation, biological process: immunoglobulin mediated immune response; cytokine-mediated signaling pathway. The record is from RefSeq and is a predicted model, not a curated record. Gene Ontology annotation, molecular function: protein binding; cytokine receptor activity. Lineage: Eukaryota; Metazoa; Chordata; Actinopteri; Gadiformes; Gadidae.
CUUUCUCCAAUGAAAGAAAGGAGGGGCAUUUCCAGUGGGUCAACUUUAUAGCGAUCUAAACACAAGGACGCAACAGUUGGGUCAGUCCGAAAGCGGUUUCGUUUUUAGGAAACUCAACAAUUUUAGUCGACAAUGGAGCGGAUACCAGGUUUACGGUUUUACCUGGGCGUUUUCCUUCUAAAAAGUAUUUCUAUGGCAGCACACGGGCUCCAUCUUCACUGCGACAACGACUUCGAAAGGCUGAUGUGUGGGAUCGAUCCCCCGCCCGACGAGCCGAGCUGCGCCGAGUACGCACUCAGCACCCGAGUGGAUUACUCCUACAGAUACAUUGAGAGGAACUGCACUUUAACACCGGACCCAGUUCGGACGGGGACGUGCAGCUGCUCGUUGGACAUCAAGGGGAUUGUUCUGGGGGAGAAAUACCCCACAACGUUGUGGAAAGCUGGGGCCCUAGUGGAGUCCAAAAACAUCAGCGCUGCAGACAUAAAACCCAAAGCCCCAUAUAUCACUUCGGUGACAAGAGAAAAUGAGAAUUAUCUGGUGAUGUGGGACACAAAAUACGAAAAAGACCCCCCCUUCAAGCUGACGGUGUUGCUGAACUACCGCAAAAAAGGAGAGAACGGCACGAAAGUGGACGUUUCGUCCAUGGAGUCUUAUGAGAUUUUGGGCAAGUCCCUGGAGCCGAGUACAGAGUACCUGGUCAGCGUGCAGAGCUACUCUGCGUUCUACAGUGAAAGAAGUGGAGACCUGACAUUCACCACCCCUGUGUCGCCUACCAGUAUUGCGGUGGCGGUCUUUGUGAGUCUGUGUGUUGCUGCUUUCAUCAUCACCAGUUUCCUGUAUCUAUUCUGCACACGGUUGAAGGAGAGUUGGUGGGAUAGCGUUGACGACUAUAAAAACUCAACUUUGUUAUUCAUGGUCCGAGGAGGUCACAAGGUGCUUAUGCCGCAGAAAACUCUCCUGAGCUCUGUCUAUGUUGAGGCCUGCAAAGAGGAUGAAUUCGACGAAAAACCAUUGGACAGCGGUGGGAAUUCCCUUCAAAGUGUCAGAGCAAACAGCGUGGCCUCGUCUCUGGGUUACUCUCAGAAGGUCUCCAUUGACAUCAUCUCCGAUGUGGAGGAAGCCAUGCGUAUGGCCUUCCCCCAGCUCUCCACAGCUCCCUGGCUCAUCGAUGCCCACAGCAACAAUGGUUACAAUCCAGUCGCUGUGACCUCCAGCCCCUCCGUUUUUGAGAACAUGACAUAUUCCAUGUUUCCUUCUGGGACCCAGGGGUUAAACGCUGCCAACCCGCCUGCUGUACUUAGUGAGUCCUUCUACAAACCCAGUAUGUUGUGGGGUGGGGUACACAACCCUUUUCCAGAUUCUCAGGUGCCUAUUUUCCAGCUGACUGGAGAGAGGCAGCCUUUCGAUCCAUCCCAUAUGAAAACUGACCUUUCCUAUCAGUCGUGGAACGCUGAAUCGGGGAGCUCAUCCCAAUCAGAGGCUCUGCAGGUAGACCUCUCGUAUAGCUGUUCUCCGGGUGACACCACUUCUUCCUCCGACCUGCAUGGCUUUGGCUCCUCUCAGUCUGGUGACAACUUGAAAGAGUCACUCCUAGUUGGAGAAGCUGACUGGUCCAGCAUGAUGGAACGUGUUUCCGGUGAGGAGAAACAGUCAUUCAACGUCUGGGAUUCAAAUCCUUCUGAGGCGUCCUGCCCUUCCCCUGCAUGCAGCCUUGUUUCCUUGGACGAUGACUUUCAAGAAUUCCAAAGUAUGACGAAGCGACCAGGAGUGCUCAUUCCAACGGCAAACGACAGUAGGCCCAGAGGUCGGCCGGACAAGCUUCCUGAGACUCCCUACACUGGAAUGCCUCAAAGAACCAUAGAGGGAGCAAGCACCUUAACCCAAACAACACAAGCAGCCCAGGGUAUUCUGGACACUCAAGGCAACAAUGUGUCUUUUCCGCCUGCGGAUCAGCACAAGCUAAUCAUUAUCAGUGAUUAUCAUAGUGUUUAAUUAGGUCUGAGACCGUGGACUUAAUGGAUACUAAGAGCCUUAAAGGUUGGAUAUUGUGGUAUUUAUGAGUAGCGUUAACGUAGUUAUCAUAAAUGAUGAAACGGA